AGAAAUGAUUGCCACAGACAACCAGCCAUUUACAGUUGUUUCAGAUGUUGGCUUUCGGCGGCUGGUGGCUGCAUUGGAGCCCAGGUAUACCCUCAAAACUGAGGAGCACUACCGCACAGCCAUUCUGGAUGAUAUAGUUAAGAGUUGAGAAGAAAAUAAAAGCACUGAUUGCAGAGGAUGCUGGCCCCCAUUUGUCUUUCACAACAGACUGUUGGUCUGGGGAAACCGAAGCAUUGAUGAGUCUAACAUGUCAUUUUAUUGACAACAACUGGGAAAGGAAACAAGUUGUCCUAAAUGUCAAGGCCAUGUCUGGCUCUCACACUGGGGAAUACAUCAGCAGCAUGUUCCUCAGCAUGCUGAAGCAUUGGGACAUCAACCAUGAUAGAGUUGUGCUUGUUCUCUGUGACAGUGGUGCUAAUAUGGUUAAAGGCCUCAGACUAGCAGAAAUACCUAAUCUCAGCUGCAGUGCACACACAAUACAGCUUGUGGUGACCGAGGGCAUCAACAGUCAGCGAGUAGUGGUGGAUAUUAUUGCCAAGUUAAAGACCUGUGCUAAACACUUCAACCACUCUGUGCUCGCAAAACAACAUCUGAAGAGAAUUCAAAAAGAUCUUGGCCUCCCCCAGCACAGCAUCAUUCAGGCUGAACCUACCCGUUGGAACUCCACGCUACACAUGUUGCAGAGGAUGCUGGAGCAGAAGCCUGCACUGAACAUCUACGCUGGAGAACAUGGAAAGUUUGCAACCCCAACUGCGGAUCAAUGGGACAUCAUUUCAAAUUUGAUUGAGACACUGGAACCUAUUGAGGAAGUAACUCUUGAGAUCAGCAAGUCAGAGGCUUCCAUCUCCAGUGUCAUCCCAAGCAUUGCUGUGCUGAAGAUGAUGCUUCAGCAAGAGGGUCCCAACACAAGGGGGAUAAAAACACUCCGGGAAACCAUGUUGCAAAGCUUGGAGACAAGGUUUGCUAAGAUGGAGGAGACCAAAUGUUUGGUGCUAGCAACACUGCUGGAUCCUCGGUAUAAGGGUCAUGUCUUCUUUGCAGAGGACACACUGAGCAAAGCAAAACAAUGGAUAAAAGAAGAGCAUGCCAUUGUGUCUGAACAUAUGAAAACAGCCACUACUGAAGACCAAGGAUCAGAUCCGAAACAGAGAAGGGUGGAGGAGGAAGAUGAAGAAUUACCUGGUCCCUCUAGUCUUCUUGAACAAAUGUAUGCAAACAUCUUGGGGGCUCAUGGAACUCCUGAGGAGAGUGAUGACGAUCACCACAUCUCUGAGCAGCUGGAUCAGUACAUCCGUGAGCCAUUGAUUGAUAGACAGGCUGGUCAGCCACUGGGAUGGUGGAAACAGAACACAUCCCACCUACACCUUCUUGCACCACUGGCAAGAAAAUUCCUUUGUCCACCCCCCUCCUCUGUUCCCAGUGAGAGAGUAUUUAGUGAGAUUGGAAUGAUCUAUGACAAAGAGGAGUAGGCUCACAGGAGAAAAUGCAGAACGUUUGUGUUUUUUGCACAACAACCUGCAGCUCUUAAACUGGGAGUACUAACAACUUUCAGUGAGGGAUGGGUGGGAGGAGAAAGACUCAGGGACUGGAAGUGGGAUUAAAAUUGAACAUAAUACAAAAAGGAAUGUGCAUGUUUAAAAAUGUUCCUUACCUCAAGAAUUGCACUAAAAGAUUAUGAUGCUGCUGUGUUUAUUGUUUACAAGUUUAAGUUAGUUUAAUUUUAUUGUUAUUGUUAAGUUUUGUUUUUGUUAUUUAAGUUUAUAUUUAUAUUUAAGUCAUUAUUCAAUAAAUGGCAAGUUGAGAAA
Paramormyrops kingsleyae is the source of this 1805-nucleotide messenger RNA. RefSeq names its product zinc finger BED domain-containing protein 4-like. NCBI's taxonomy places the organism in Eukaryota, Metazoa, Chordata, Actinopteri, Osteoglossiformes, Mormyridae. Gene Ontology annotation, molecular function: protein dimerization activity. The record is from RefSeq and is a predicted model, not a curated record.